AUGAGUCACCAGGACGAAGAAGAGGACUACAUGUCCGAGGCAUUCCUCAACAGCUUAGUCGCAGAAGAGCCAGCAAAGUCCAAAAGCAAUAUGUCGUACUCGGAGCGGCGGCGUCAAAAGGAGCGCGAACACCUUGCGAACCUACCCAAGCCAUUGCAUGUUCGGGAGAAGGAGGCUCGUGAACAGGGGCUGGAGAAGGAGAUUGGGGAGGAUAAUAAAGGAAUGGCUAUGCUUCUCAAAAUGGGGUUCAAAAAGGGAGGCACAUUAGGCGCGUCAAAGUCAGCCUCAGAGCCGACGACAGCUUCAACAUCAACUUCACCCUCAGGAUCGGCCCCUCCAAGCACCACCUCAUUAAUUGAUACUGACGGUGGCGCCUUACGAGCACCUCUCGCAAUCCAGAUCAAGCAAGGCCGUGGUGGUCUCGGCAUGGACACUUCACGGAAACGACAAGCUGAAGAGGCACUCCAGAGGCAGGAACAAGAAGUGCACCGAGUUUUUGACGAGGGGUUCCGUGGCCAGAAGCGGGAUCAGUUUGAGCUGGAGAAGCGGAAGCGUCAGUUGGGCGCAGCACGUGCGAUAUGUAUGCGCCUUGAUGCAAAGGAGGCUGAAAGCCGUUUGGAACAGGAAAGUGAUGAGCAUUGCGCGACGACAGCUACACGGACAGCAAAGGACGGACGGAGGUCUAAUAGGUUCUGGUGGAUUGAUGAUUCGAUGCCUGACGAGGUUUUGGGUACGAAGUUGAUGGGACCUGGGGCCGAGGUGUUGGUUGAUCUGGACCAGGAUCAGGAUAAGCAAACAGCGGAGGUCCGGGCGUUUGAUCACAGCGACGAUGAGGAUGGAGAUCUUGAGCGGAACAAGGCAAAACGCGUCCGACUCGACUCAUCAGUGUCCCAGGAGGUUGAUCAGACGGAUUUGCAGGACGAAGAGCCUCCCAAGUGGGGUGAGCGACCGCACUUUGCACAACUUGAGGUUCACGAGAAGCUGGAGGAGGUCGUGGCGUAUCUGCGGAGCGAACAUUCAUAUUGCUUCUGGUGCUCCGCACAAUACGAUGGACCAGAAGAUAUUUCAGAAAAUUGCCCAGGAAAAUCCGAAGAUGACCAUUAG
Molecule: messenger RNA, 1104 nt
Organism: Linnemannia hyalina
Lineage: Eukaryota; Fungi; Mortierellomycota; Mortierellomycetes; Mortierellales; Mortierellaceae
Source: the annotation of a GenBank genome assembly